Messenger RNA from Triticum dicoccoides, 1630 nucleotides. Its product is annotated as protein trichome birefringence-like 19. Lineage: Eukaryota; Viridiplantae; Streptophyta; Magnoliopsida; Poales; Poaceae. The transcript has 3 exons. The coding region runs from base 102 to 1370 and encodes 422 amino acids. Gene Ontology annotation, molecular function: O-acetyltransferase activity. Gene Ontology annotation, cellular component: Golgi apparatus. The record is from RefSeq and is a predicted model, not a curated record.
ACUCUGCACCUCGCAUUCUGUUACUCCAUCCUCCAUGCCCUGUGUUCCCCAAGCAACGGCAUCCUCCCGUCCCACUGAUCAGCCCAUCUCCUCUCCCCGCCAUGAAGUCCCACACGAGCAAGAGCGGCCCGUCUUCUCCGAAGCGCUCGGCCGCCUUUGCCGCGCCGGUGGCCUUCCUGCUCGUCCUGGUGCUCGUCACGCUCUACGACUUGUCCUUCGCCGACCGCCGUUACCUGCGCAUACAUGGCGCCCCCUCCUCAUCGUCCUCGGCGUCGUCUCCGGCCUGCGACCUCACGCGGGGCGAGUGGGUGCAGGACGCCGUGGAGGCGCCGUACUACACGAACCUCACUUGCCCCUUCAUCGACGACCACCAGAACUGCAUGAAGUUCGGCAAGCCGAGCCUCGAGUUCCUGCGCUGGAGGUGGCGGCCGGACGGCUGCGAGCUCCCCCGCUUCGACGCCGCGCGGUUCCUGGAGGCCAUGAGGGGCAAGUCCAUGGCCUUCGUCGGGGACUCCCUCGCCAGGAACCACUUCAAGUCCUUGCUCUGCCUCCUGUCCAGGGUGGCGCAGCCGGUGGAGGUCGGGGGUGAGUCGGAGAUCGACCCGACGGGGAGGGCCGUCCGGCGGGACUACUACUACGGCAGCCACGACUUCACCGCCUCCCUCUUCUGGUCGCCUUUCCUGGUCAAGGCCAACCUGUCCAACGCCACGCUCGGCAUGUGGGACGUGCACCUGGACACGCCGGACGCGCGGUGGGCGUCGCACCUCGCCGGCUUCGACCACGUCGUCCUCUCGGGCACCAACUGGUUCCUCCGCCCCUCGGUGUACUACGAGGGCGGGCGCGCCGUCGCGUGCAACGGCGGCGCGAGCUGCGUCAACGGGAACGUGACGGCCGAGAUGACCGUGCCCCGCGCCCUGCGCGCGGCGUUCCGGACGGCGCUCGGCGCCGUCGCCGCCAGUGAGGGGUUCCGCGGCAAGGCGGUGCUCCGGACGGUGACGCCCGCGCACUUCGAGGGCGGCGAGUGGAACACCGGCGGCGACUGCGUCCGCACGCGGCCCUACCGGCGCGGCGACCGCGCCCUGGGCGCCUUCGAGUCCGAGUACCGCAGCGCGCAGGUUGAGGCGCUGCGGGAGACGAAGGCGGCGGCCGCGACGACGAGGAGGGACGGCGCGGAGGCGGAGCUGGUGCUGAUGGACAUCACGGAGGCGAUGGACCUGCGGCCGGACGGGCACCCGAGCUGGUACGGGCACCCGCCGGGCGGGAGCGUGGAGGGCAGCUUCGUGGUGGACUGCCUGCACUGGUGCCUGCCGGGGCCGAUCGACCUGUGGAGCGAGCUGCUGGCCCAGAUGCUCCUGCAUCCACGUCGAUGAGUUCGGGCGCUUGUCAACCGUCCGAGUGAUUAAAAAGUCUCUAUACACGGCCGUGAUUCUUUGAUUCUUGAGACGUGAAACGGUUGAAGGACAAUGUAUAGUGAUCAUCGUGCUUGGGUCAAGUGGGCGCCUCGUGGAUCGUCGGCAGAAGUUGUAUUUGCACCAGCUUUGGAAGCAAAGUAGACCCUCCACUAAACAUGGCUAGUGUCACGCUGUCAACACGCUGACUUGCUUAAAUGAGUAUGUUCUGUGUCGUGUCG